AUGUCACGCGCUGUCGCCCUUGUGGCCUGCGCGUCCGUUGCGCGGGCGCUCGUGAUCGACGCCCACGCUGGGAGCGAUGAUGCCACUGUCCCUGGUGCUCAGUUGAAGCGGAAUGCGCUCUUGAUCGCAGACCAGAACACCCACCUCUACAAGCCGCUGAGGGAGAGGCUCAAAAAGCAGGCCGUGACUCCCGUGAUAUAUUUCUUCGGAGAUUCCACCAUGCGUAACCAGUGGAUGGCUUUCUGCUCGAUCAUUCGGGACGGCAGCGGUGAGGACAUCGCUGACCCGAGCCCUGAGGGAGGUGGAGCCGUGAUGAGGCUGGAGGAGAACUCCAAGGUCGCAACGAGAAAUUUCUGCAGUUCCAGCAUCGGUGCCGCAUUCCUGUACCACACGUGGGAACCCAUGGAGGCAGGCUUCGUGGAGAAGGUGAUCUCGUGGGGCUACCCGGCCCCCACGGGGAUCUACUUGAACUCCGGCCUGCAUGUCCUGCGGGGCCUCGGGCCGAAGGGGCUGGAGUGGAACAGGCAAAGGUACGAGGACUUCCGCGGUCUCGAGGCCGCCUACACAAGCACGGUCCAGCGGUGCUCCGAGGUCGCCCCGGCAGCCAAGGUCGCCCUGAUGCUCUCCCACUGCAUCUGCGAGGACUUCUUCACCGGGGCGUGGGGCCAGGAGGUGGCGGACUACAAGAGCGAUCCUGUGAAGGCCACGCGGAACUGCACGAGCGAGCUGAUCGGGGAGGGCGUCGGUGCUGCAGAUGCCCAGGCGGGGUGCAUCGAGUCGGCAUUCACUCGUGGGGGUAUCCUCCAGCUCAACAACCGCCUCCUUGCCGCGAGCAAGGAGCUGCAGGGCAAGGCGCCAGGCAUCGUGGAUGCCUUCAGCCUCACCGACGGGAUGUGCAAUGCCACCUUCGACGGGGUGCACUACAACUACCACGUCCUGAACGAGCUGAGCAUGGCAUUCGAUGCCAUGGGCAUCGCGCUCUGA
Messenger RNA from Prorocentrum cordatum, 984 nucleotides. The record is from the annotation of a GenBank genome assembly. Lineage: Eukaryota; Dinophyceae; Prorocentrales; Prorocentraceae.